Molecule: messenger RNA, 1990 nt
Organism: Prorocentrum cordatum
Lineage: Eukaryota; Dinophyceae; Prorocentrales; Prorocentraceae
Source: the annotation of a GenBank genome assembly
GGCAAGCGCCGUCUGGAGCGGCGCCCGCGCAUCCCCCCCGCGCUCCUCGCACAGCCCGCUCAGCACCAGCACCGGCGCCAUGGCGAAGACGAACGGACGCAUCGGCGUGGCGAUCGUUGGACUCGGACGCGCAGGCCACUUCCACAUGACCUCCAUCGCCGGCAUUCCCGAGCAGGCCCAGCUCAAAUGGGUCGUUGACGUGGACGAGUCCCGGGCCAAGAGCAUCGCCGCAGAGAAGGGUUGCAGCUGGGCGGGCUCCCUUGCGCCCGCCCUCGCGGACCCAGACGUGCAGGUGGUGAUCAUAGCGUCGACGACGGACACUCACUUCCCCUUCAUCAUGCAGUCGCUGAACGCCGACAAGUCCGUGCUCACGGAGAAGCCCAUCUCGCACGAGCUGAAGGAGGUCGAGGAGGCCGUGCAGCUGGCAACCAGUAAAAACUUGCCGCUGUAUUGCGGCUACCAGAGGCGUUGCGACAAGAACUUCCGUACGCUCAAGAGGCACGUGGAUGAUGGUUCCGUGGGCGAGCUCAAGGUGAUUAAGUGCUGCAGCCGGGACAACCCUGUGCCGCCCAUGGAGUACUUGCGCACCAGUGGAGGCAUCUUUCACGACAUGUUGAUCCACGAUUUCGACAUGCUCAAUUGGUUGAGCGGGGGCCAGGAGCCAGAGUCGGUGAUGUCCGUGGGACACGCGUACAACAGCGAGAUCGAGAAGAUGGGCGACAUCGACACCGUUGCUGUGAUGCUGAAGUACCCUAGCGGCCUCGUGGCCAUGGUGGACACUUGCCGCGACGCUACGUACGGCUACGACCAGCGCAUCGAGGCAUUCGGCGGCAAGGGAAUGUUGACGGCAAAGAACGAGCUUACCAGCACUGUUGAGUUGGCUACCUCGCGCUACAAGGAGGCUUACACCACCGAGCUCAACGAGUUCAUCACGAUGGUGCGCGCUGGACGCAGCAGCGAGCACCACCGCCUCGAGCAGGAAGCGAUGUCGCGCCAUCCAAGCAUCGUGCGUACCACGAUCGCCGCUGAGUUGUCGUGGAAGCUUGGCCGCUCGGUGGACUUGAAGGACAUGGAUGGCCUACUCGCCGACCUGGACAAGAGCAAUAAGGAUGCUGAUUCUGAGACCCGGAGUACGUGCGAUUCCAAUCUCAGCCUUUGCAUGGACGAGGGCAAGAAUAUGUUCGGAGACACGUUCCGCAACUAUCAGGAUUCGUGCCGGCAGGACGAAGUUGCCAGGACGUACAAUACUAUGCACACUAAGCAGACAGUGGAUUUUGGCCGCCAGCAGCGCGAGCGGUGGCUGAAGUUUGAAAAGGGCGAGUUCACCGUCAUGGAGAUCAUUGAGAUGUUGGACGACCUGAUCGAUGACUCCGACCCCGACGUGGACCUUCCGAACAGCAUUCACGACUUCCAGACGGCGGAGCGCAUUCGUGCCCAGUGGCCGGAGCACGACUGGUUCCACCUGGUGGGCUUGCUGCACGACCUUGGGAAGGUGAUGGCGCUGCCAAAGUUCGCCGGGGAUUGGAUGCUGGAGCAGUGGGCCGUUGUCGGCGACACCUUCCCGGUGGGCUGCGCACCCGCCGUGGACGCCAUCGUGUUCCCAGAGUCCUUCAAGCAGAACCCGGACUACGACCACCCAGUCUAUGGCACGAAGAAUGGCAUGUACCAGCCAGGGUGCGGCAUCUCCAGCCUCAUGUUCUCCUGGGGCCACGACGAGUACAUGUACCAGAUGCUCAAGUACAACGGCUGCACCAUUCCAGAGGUGGGCCUCAACAUGAUCCGGCUCCACUCGUGCUACCCAUGGCAUGACAAACGCGCGUACACGCAUUUUGAGGUCGCGGAGGACAAAGAGACCCUUCGGUGGGUGAGGGAGUUCAACAAGUUCGAUCUGUACUCCAAGGGCGAUGCUGUCCCUGACGUGCAGGCGCUGAAGCCCUACUACGAGUCUCUUCUCGUGAAGUACGGCAUCGGUGGUAAGCUCCGCUGGUGA